UUGGGAAAACAUCAUAGAUAUAUUUAGAAACAUGUAAACAACAGUACAUUUUUUUAGUUUCCGUUGAUCAAUAUCAACACCAUUGGCUAGGCGGAUAGAACUUUUUGGCGAAGGAAGCCGGUGUCACCGAAGAGAACCACUUACAUUCGAAUAACAAUCAACAUGGGUGCAGUUAAAAGCAGAUUGUUACAGCUGAUAGACAGAGGAGAAAUGGGAACAUAUAGGUCAAGGCACCAUCUUAUAUCUGAUGCAGCAUCACUAUCAACAUGCCAACACCCACUAGAAGUAAUCAAGUUGACUAUCACAAAAACUGAACUCACUACUGUUCCUGAUACCAUUGGCCGUUUUGUAAAUGUUACGAAACUUGAUCUUUCAAAUAAUUUGAUAGAAUUUAUACCAUGGUCAAUUGUUUGUUUGAAACAGUUAGAAGCACUGAAUCUAUCACAAAACAAGUUAAAACAACUUCCGGCUACAAUGUUUCGUUUGCAGGGCUUGUUUCCAAGGCUGAUGAUCAUCGAUUUGAGUUAUAACUUGUUUGAACGACUACCUACAGAACUACUCGUGUUUGAGACAAAAUUGAAAACACUGAAAAUACUGAACGUUGAAGGAAAUGUUGGUUUAGUUUCACCACCUUUAGAAUUGUGUCUGCAAGGAAUUGAAACUAUAUAUGCCUUACUCCGAAAACGUCAAAAUAGGACGAAUGAAUGGGCAAGAUGGAAACCAUAUUAUAAAGACAAUUUUACAUGUUUGAAACCAUUGAUUGAAAUAUGCAUUGAAACCAUUAUUGAUUCAAAGAUUGAUUAUUUGUCUGCUACCAGUGUGCCACCAAUCAUUAAAAAAUUCUUAACUUCAGCAGAAAAAUACCAAGAGAUGUUGGGACCCAAUGUAAUGAAAUGUAGUGCAUGCAAAAGAUAUUUCACCGAAGAGUCAGUUUUUGACAAUCAUGUGUGUUUUCAAGAGAAAAGAAUACAACCAAGUAGAUAAUAUUAAAAUUCAAAAUAUAGAUAUUGUAUGGAAACUCUUGUCCUGAAAGUUUAAAAUAAAGGCUGUCAAUACUUA
Messenger RNA from Mytilus californianus (California mussel), 1059 nucleotides. RefSeq names its product leucine-rich repeat-containing protein 57-like. Gene Ontology annotation, molecular function: protein binding. The record is from RefSeq and is a predicted model, not a curated record. Bases 163 to 984 code for a protein of 273 amino acids. NCBI's taxonomy places the organism in Eukaryota, Metazoa, Mollusca, Bivalvia, Mytilida, Mytilidae. The transcript has 2 exons.